UUGUAAAAGAAAUAAAGGUCGAGAAACCACAUCAAGAAAUGGAAGAAAAGAAACCAGUCAAAAAAGAAAUAAAAGUGGAGAAACUGCCCAAAGAAAAGAAACCUGUCAAAGAAGAAAUAAAGGUCAAGAAACCUCCCAAAGGAAAACUAGGUUUUGAGAAACCUGUCAAGGAUAAGAUCAAGGAAAAGAAACUUUCAGAAGAAGGAAAAUCUGAACAGAAACACCAAACCGAAAAAAUAGGAGUAAAGAAACCUAAAGAAGAUAUUAAGCCCAAAAGAACAAUCAAACGGGAGUUUCCAACUGUCCUCAGGAAGCAACAUCUUAAUGUGACAAAACCUGAAGCCACUCCAAUCAAGACCAAAAAGGUGGCAGUUGUGAAAAAGCUCGAAAUCCCAGACAAAAAUGUCUCCUUAACAAAGACGAAAGUAAAGGCAGUGCCACUACGAAAAGUUCCUGAGGUUCCAAAAGAAACAACCAAGCCUUCAAAAGUCAAAAAAGUUGCUGAGGUUCUUAAGGAGAAGAAGAUUGAACCCAUCACUCACAAAAAAGCAGCUGUUAUUAAGGCAAAACCAGCACCUGCUGAAAAGAAGAAAGAGAAAACUGUCCUGAAGGAGACGGUAAAAGAUAAAGUUAAAGAAGACAGAGUUCUUAAAGAGAAACAGGAGCCAGCAAAGAAAGAAAAACCUGCGGAGAAGGCUGCCAGAGACGAGAAGGUUGAAGAACAACUUUUGGACAGCUUUCCCAUGGAUGAAAACUGGCUGGUAUGUUUCUCUCCAGACGAGCUGCCGUACUUCCAGUGUUUCUUCCUGGACGAGGACGAGGCUCAGUUUCCAUUUUAUGCCUUCUCACCUCUACACAUUUAACUCCCAGUGUGCAUCUAAUCUGAGGCGGCCUUACUCAUAACGACAAAGUCCUGUCACACUCCGAGCUGCAGAAACAUGGCGGCACCCGUUCACUGUGUCCAACAAGCGACACAGAGCGGGUGAAAUGCGACGGACUGUUUUUAUCGUUUUGCUUCCGGGUCUGGUUGAGCUCUCGUUUUGAAUACACGAAGACAGCGUCAUUCCUUUUGAUUCAUUUCCAAUUUCUGCACUCCAGUUACAUUUUAACUUGAACAACCAAGACUUUUGCAAAAUAGUCUGUGCAUACAGUAUAUUUAGUUUGCUUUUCAAAUAUAACACAUUCUUAUAAUCUCACUCAUUUAAAGAAUUUUGUUCUCUUAAAGGAAAAAAUGUAUCUCCACGUAGCAGAAUUUUUCUUUUAAUUUUUGCAUGUAAACUAUGGGAUGGAAUGACCCUGCUCUGUAUCUGAAAGCUCCCAGACUCACUGCAGGAUGAUACCUGUGAUGAAGUCUUAUUUAAUGAAAUCAUCUGCACCAAGUGCUUGUUUAAAAGUUGGUGCUGCUUUUCUUGAACUCUGGUUUGAGUCCAAGUUUAUUUUGAGAUGGUUUUUACCAUCCGGUCUCCGUAAUUCCUUGACUGACCAAACACGUGACGUCGUUACCAGCUGUACCUGAUAUAUUUGAGGUAAGCAGGUUCUUCUGCCCAGGUAACAUCUAAACAUCCUGGUGUCGAGAUGUUCACUGAGAGCUAAACACGACAUCGAUCAUGCAAUAGCAACCGAUUUGCUUAUCCGUUGCUCCCGACAAGCAAUAUUACUGACUGCGUGGUGGAUUCCACGCAGAAACUUUUAAGCGUUUUCUGAGCCGUGGUCCAAUUUAAACCUGGCAACACAGAAAUCCUCAGAUGCUCACGGAGUGAGCUUCGCCAGCUGCAUAUGGUUCAUUUGCUGUUUUUUGCACCAUAUGCUGCACAGAAGACAGGAGGAGUGCUCUGAUUUAAAGCACCAGUCCUGAGUCGAAUGUCAAACUCCUUACAGCUUCGGAGGAAAUUGCAGGAACAAGCUCUACGACGGGGCACACGUCGCAGCUCUCCAGUAACUUAAACUGUAAAGGCUGUAUAUUACAGUGAUGUUUAUAAAUACCCACCAAAAAUGUUGUGGUUGGUGUGUAAGAGUGAGCUGUCCUGUCGUUGCAUACCUGUAGGAGGAAUGUGCAAUACUUAGUUAAUGUAAUGAUCUCAUUGAUUUGAUGGCAUCUUUGGCUGUCUUUUAAUAGCCUGUGCAUGUUGCGUGUGUGUUUUAUGCUCCCAAAUGUUGAGACUACAUGACGACUUCCUUCGAAUCAAAACCUAAUAUAUAGUAGAAACACGUGAAGCACUGACGUAAUUUUAAAUCAGAAACUCGUGUUUCUGAUGAGCAACUUGAAAGUUUUUUUCAAGUUGCUCAGAGACGACAAGAAUCUUGAUGUAAAUAGUUUAAAAAAUGAAACAAAAAUGUUUAUUUUAACUGGAACCAUUACCACCUGAAUUGCAUUUCCCUGCUGUAAACUUGUAUUAUGUAUAAAUUUGUCAGGCCCUCAGUAUUUUUGUCAAUAAAAACAACUUGUCAGCGAAAUAAUGCUACGUG
This is a messenger RNA of Poecilia reticulata (guppy), 2466 nucleotides long. NCBI's taxonomy places the organism in Eukaryota, Metazoa, Chordata, Actinopteri, Cyprinodontiformes, Poeciliidae. The record is from RefSeq and is a predicted model, not a curated record.